AUGAAACUGAUCUCAGAUGCAACACUUCCUCCAAUUUUUAUUUUCCACUAUAUACACCCUUGGAAUAUAUUUUUUCUCCCUGUCAUUGUGGUAGUUAUCUGCAUUUUGGGACUUGUGGGAAAUGGAAAUGUCAUUUGGCUUCUUGGCUUUAAAAUUAAGAGGAACUCUUUCACCAUCUACAUCCUAAAUCUGGCUGUUGCUGAUGUUGGGGUCCUUAUAUCCCUACUCAUGAUAGUCCUACAUUUUAUUUUUAAGGGAUUUCUGAUAGAAUUAUUUGUGGAUUAUCCUUUGUUUUUGAUGUUUUAUGAGCUAUUUACAUUGACAUACAGCUCCGGACAGCUUCUUUUGACCACCAUCAGCAUAGAGAGGUGUGUUUCUGUCCUCUUCCCCAUUUGGCAUCGGUGCCAUCACCCCUCACACCUGUCCACCACUCUGUGUGCCUUCAUAUGGGUCCUUACCUUCCUCCUCUGUGGAACUAACUUCACCAUCUCCACUAUGUCUGACUAUAAUACGAGUAUCCAAAAGUACAAAUUUAUUAUCAAUGCCUUGCUUUGCCUCUCGCUCCUGACAUUCUCCAGUCUGGCCCUCUUCAUCAAAAUCUGCUUUAAAUCAAAACAACGAAAGCGGGGGAAACUUUUAACAGCCAUCUUGUUUGCACUGCUCUUCUUUCUGAUCUUGGCUUUCCCACUGACUGCCUUUUACCUCAUCAGUAAUUUGCUUAACAGGGUAUUUGUUGAUUUCUUUAUUAUUGGCAUCUUGUGUUCCUCCUUAAACAGCAGUGUGAACCCACUGAUUUAUUUCCUUGUGGGAAGAAACAAGAAGGCUCAGUCUAGGGAGAGCAUGAAAAUCAUACUCCAGAGGGUUUUCAAAGAGGAGGAAGACAGUAGAGAGCAAAUGGAACCCUGGGGUCCAACUCAGGCCUAA
Elgaria multicarinata webbii is the source of this 924-nucleotide messenger RNA. Its product is annotated as proto-oncogene Mas-like. Gene Ontology annotation, molecular function: G protein-coupled receptor activity. The record is from RefSeq and is a predicted model, not a curated record. Gene Ontology annotation, cellular component: membrane. NCBI's taxonomy places the organism in Eukaryota, Metazoa, Chordata, Lepidosauria, Squamata, Anguidae. Gene Ontology annotation, biological process: G protein-coupled receptor signaling pathway.